Molecule: messenger RNA, 3222 nt
Organism: Closterium sp. Yama58-4
Lineage: Eukaryota; Viridiplantae; Streptophyta; Zygnematophyceae; Desmidiales; Closteriaceae
Source: the annotation of a GenBank genome assembly
AUGGAGGUCGCUCGUACCUCCAUGAUCCAUGCAGCUGCCCCCCAUUUCCUGUGGCCGUUUGCAGUGCAGUACGCCGCGCAUCAGCUCAACCUCUGGCCCCGUGUCUCUGUUCCGGAGACCUCGCCUACCCUGCGGUGGACGGGGGAGGUUGGCGAUGCGUCGGUGUUCCGAGUCUGGGGAUGUCGAGCCUUUGUCCGCGAUACGUCCGCGGACAAGCUCUCCUCCCGUGCCGUUCCCUGUGUCUUCCUUGGCUUUGUUCCUGACGCGCCUGGCUGGCAGUUUUACCACCCCACCUCGCGUCGUGUCUUCACCUCUCAGGAUGUCACCUUUGACGAGUCGGUCCCUUUUUACCGUCUCUUCCCCUACCGCACUGCCCCGCUCCCCCCCCCCCCGCCGCUCUUCCUCACCCCAGGUGUCCCGUCGGUAGACCCCCUCCCUCCCCAGGGUGCUGCUCCUUCAGGUGUUUCCCAGGUAGACCCGGUCGAGCCUGUUGAGUUAGCUGUUGACUCUGGUCCUGCGCGAGGUGCUGAGCGUGCUGAGCCUGGUGGUGCUGGGUCUGAGGGUACUGCAACUGGGGGUGCUGAGCCUGGGGGUGCGGAGACUGGGGGUGCUGAGCCUGGGGGUGUGGAGACUGGGGGUGCUGAGCCUGGGGGUGCUGCGACUGGGGGUGCUGAGCCUCGAGGAGCUGAGGCUGGGGGUUCUGAGACUGGCCGUACUGCACCUGUUGGCGCUCCCUCUUCGCAGCAGCUGCGUGAGUGGUACUCCCAGCAUUGCAGCCUCCGUCGUGGGGCUACUGGAGCUGGGGGGUCUGCUGGAGUUGGGGCUGGUGGCCCUGCGGCUGGAGGCCCUGCUGCUACUGGAGGUCCUGGAGCUGCUGGAGGUGCUGCUGGUGCUGGUGCUGCUGGAGGUGCUGGAGCUGCUGGAGGUGCUGCUGGUGCUGGUGCUGCUGGAGGUGCUGGAGCUGCUGGAGGUGCUGCUGGUGCUGCUGGAGGUCCUGGAGCUGCUGGAGGUGCUGCUGGUGCUGCUGGAGGUCCUGGAGCUGCUGGAGGUGCUGCUGGUGCUGCAGGAGGCUCUGGAGCUGCUGGAGGUGCUGCUGGUGCUGGUACUGCAGGAGGUGCUGGAGCUGCUGGAGGUGCUGCUGGUGCUGCUGGAGGUCCUGGAGCUGCUGGAGGUGCUGCUGGUGCUGCUGGAGGCUCUGGAGCUGCUGGAGGUGCUGCUGGUGCUGGUUCGGCAGGAGGUUCUGGUGCUGUCUCUGCUGCUUCUGGGGGCACUUCACGGCCGCGGCCGUACUUCGUUCCGCUCCUUCAGCAGGUUCUUGGUCAGUCGCCUCCUCCUAGUCCUCCUCCCUCCUUAGCGUGUCCUCCGCCUGUCCAGUCGCAGUCGCAGCUACCACCUGCCUCGCCACUUCCUGGUCCCUCUCCCUACACUGGUCCGACAGGCGGUCUUACAGAGCGUCGUGAGCCUAAGUCUCGUCCUGCGUCGCCUGUGUCUUGUCCAGUGUCACCUGUUCGUGCUGCUCGCACUGGUCGCCGUGUUCCGCAGUCUGACUCUCUUCGUGCUGCCAGUCCUACUGUCACGCGUCUCCUGGCCACUGUUGUCACUGACCCUUCCUUUGAGACUGCUGCUGCGUCUGCCCUAGUUGUUAAGCUUGUCGACUUUGCUGCUCGCUGUCGUCUAGACUACGCCGCGAGUCUUGUUGCUGAGUCUACGCCGCAUGUCUGUCCUCUGUCCGUCGGGGGUGAGUGUGCUCUAGGCACGGACGUCCUUGAGUGUCUUGCAGCCGCUGCGCCUCAUCUCGUAUCCAUGCUGCUUGCCCCUGAGGGAGACCCGGAUGCUCCAGACAUCCCUACCCCGCGCUCUUACGCUGAGGCGAUCGCGGGUCCCUACUCCUCUCAGUGGCAGACAGCCAUGGAUGCAGAGAUGGCAUCCUGGAAGUCCACUGGCACUUACGUCGACGAGGUUCCCCCUCCUGGGGCGAACAUCGUCAGUGGCAUGUGGAUUUUCAGGGUGAAGCGGCCGCCAGGUUCUCCGCCUGUCUUCAAGGCUCGUUACGUUGCUCGAGGCUUCAGUCAGCGAGAGGGAGUAGACUUCUUUCAGACCUUCUCCCCCACCCCGAAGAUGACCACUCUUCGGGUGCUACUGCACGUUGCUGCUCAGCGUGACUACGAGCUUCACUCUCUUAACUUCAGCACAGCUUUCUUGCAGGGCAGCCUGCACGAGGAGAUCUGGCUGCGCCGCCCUCCUGGCUUCACUGGGUCGUUUCCUCCUGGUACCCAGUGGAGCCUCCGGCGGCCGGUCUACGGUCUCCGUCAGGCGCCACGUGAGUGGCACGACACACUGAGGACUACUCUUGCGGCACUUGGGUUCGCGCCUUCUACUGCUGACCCGUCACUGUUUCUGCGCACUGACACUUCGCUGCCGCCGUUCUACAUCCUCGUGUACGUCAACGACUUGGUCUUUGCCACUGCUGACGCUGAGGCUCUCGCCCACGUGAAGUCGGAGCUGCAGAAGAGACACACGUGCACAGACCUGGGUGAACUGCGCAGCUACCUUGGCUUGCAGAUCACCCGGGACAGAGCACGCCGCACCAUCACACUGACUCAGUCACACAUGGUGCAGAAGGUCCUUCAGCGCUUCGGCUUCACCUGGUCCUCAGCACAGGCCACUCCUCUGGCUACAGGUCACUCGCUCUCAGCUCUGCCUUCGGAUGAGUCCGUAGAGCCGAGUGGUCCUUACCAAGAGCUAGUUGGUUGCCUCAUGUACCUGAUGACUUGCACUCAUCCUGACCUAGCGUACCCUCUUGGCCUUCUGGCCCGCUACGUGGCUCCUGUUUCGUGGCGUUCUACACGUUCGUCUUCAGUUCUCAGCUCCAGUUGUGAGGCUGAGAUCUACGCCACAGCCAUGGCUGCGCAGGAGUUACGCUGGCUCACCUACCUGCUGACCGACCUGGGAGAGCGGCCUCGUUCUCCUCCAGUGCUGUACGUCGACAACAAGGCUGUCAUUGCCUUGUGUGAGGAGCACAGACUGGAGCACAGAACGAAGCACAUCGCUCUACGUUACUUUCUGGCUCGAGAGCUGCAGCAGCGUGGUCAGCUUCGUCUGCGUUACGUGGCCACUCAGGCCAACACUGCUGAUAUAUUCACCAAGGCGCUUCAGUCUGGUGAUCAUCAGCGUUUCUGCACUUUGCUAGGGCUUGUGCCCACUUUUCCUCACUUGUUGUAG